GCGCCCCCGGGUGCUUUCUUGUCGCGCAGGAUUGGCGCCCCAAGGCGAGCUGUUACACACUCUCCGGCCGGCUGGGAAUGGUAUAUCUGCUGUCGGGCUGGGGUAUGGGCGAUCCGCGAGCGCCGUCUAGUGUGAGCACCGAGCGAGUCGUCCUCAAGUAUGGCGUCGACCAGCAGCAUGUGCAGCAGCAGCACCAGCAUGUGCAGCAGCCGGAGCCGCAGCCGCAGCAGGACGCCAGCGCGAGCCUCCCCUUGCAGCUCGACCACCUCCAUAUCGAGGACAACGCUGAGGUGGCGCUGCACCCGCUGCACAACCAGGUCGGCGGUCACACGCGACUCCUUCUCCUGAACCAGUCCACCAUCUGCAAGCCGCUCAACUCUCGGGAGCUCAACUUUUACCAAAACACCCCCCAUGACAUCAAGACGUUCGUCCCCAAGUACAAAGGCGUGAUGCAGGCGACGAACAGCGGCUCCAUGACGCUGGACAAGCGCUACAGCCCCAGCUUCCGCGACGAGCCUCGCGCCGCCAAGCGCAAGCGUGAGGCGGGCGCGGCGGCGGCGGCGGCCAACGGCGGCAGCUCGGGCGUGCUGCGCAUGAAGGUGCAGCGCGAGGGCGCGUUCGGCGGCGCGGGCGGCGGCGGCGUGCCGUCGGGCGCGCAGCUCUUCCUGCUGCUCGAGAACAUCACCUCGCGCUACCGCCAGCCCUGCAUCCUGGACCUCAAGAUGGGCACCCGGCAGCACGGCGACGACGCCUCGGCCGAGAAGCGGAGCAAGCAGAUGGCCAAGUGCGCCGCCAGCACCUCGGCGUCGCUCGGCGUCCGCCUGUGCGGCAUGCAGGUGUACCAGGCCGACACGGACAACUACGUGAAGCGGGACAAGUACUGGGGCCGCGAACUGAGCGAGGAGGGCCUUAAGGCGGCCAUGUACCGCUUCUUCCACAACGGCUACCAGCUGAGGACGCAGGUCAUCCGGCGCAUCCUCGGUCGCCUCGAGGCGCUGCGGCGGGCCAUCGAGCGCCAGUGCAGCUACCGCUUCUACUCCUGCUCGCUCCUGAUGGUGUACGAGGGCUGCGAGUGGGACCACAUGACCCCUCGGCGACACUCGGCGCACUCCGUGCCGUCGGCGUCGGCAGACAAGCAGCGCCGCUGCUCGCAAGACUUUUUAAUCAAUGACGAAAGCACCCAUGACUCAUCUGACAACAGCCGCAGCGCUGGCUGCUGCUAUGACGCGGACGCGAGCAACUCGUCCAUGGACUUCAUGAUGUCGCCGCGACACGGGGACGCCGACGGCCACAGCGAGCUGGACGUGGACGUGAGCCAGGACUCGCACCAACGGGGCUUCGGCGAGGCGGCCGCACGCGGCGCCAAGAACUCGUCGUCCUCGUCUUCCUUUUUCCCGAUCUCCGAGGACACCAUGUUCCUCGACACCCCGCCCUCGUCGCAGCCCAGAGACCUGGGCGCCUCCAUGCCCAGCCCCUGGCUGAUGUACAGCAGCGGAGUGGGCGACUUCUGUUCGUCGCCGCCGCACAGCUCAGAGGAGCUGUCCUCCGACCUGGAGCUCCAGCUGCCACAGCUGGGCGCCAAGCGGGUGCGGCAGCAGCUGCGCUACGACCAGGACAUCUCUCCCGGCCAGGGCACCGAGGAAGAGGACGAGGAGGACGACGAGGACGAAGAGCUGUCGCCGUCAGCGACGGACAGGUCGCUGACUUCGCUGACCAGCAAGCGGUUGCGGUCCACGCGGCCGAGCGCGGCCUGCCAGCCCGUCCACUCUCACGGGCUCGGCCACGGCGCGGAGCAGGGCUGCAAGUCCAAGUCCAAGGCCAAGCCCAAGCCUAAACCCGCCAUGCCCGCCAUUCCCCACGACGAGGACGACGACCUCACGCCCUCCGUUCGCGUCGACGUGCGCAUGAUCGACUUCGCGCACACCACGCUGGCCCACCCGUCGGGCGCUGGCAACACGUCCUCGGGCACCGUGCACCACGGCCCGGACUGUGGCUUCCUCACGGGGCUGGACAGCCUGCGCCGCAUCCUCAUGGAGAUCCUGUGCGAGGACUAGGAGGAAUGUGGUGCGUCAGCCCGAAACUUGGAUCUCUUUAUUUUCCCCGUGAUACUGCAUGGCACCCCCCCCCCUUUCCCCUCCCCCUUUUAACACCCUCUUCCCCCUUCCCAGCGGUUCUGGAGAACAUCCCCGUCUGAUCGCAUAGUGAUUGAUUGAAUGGUGCGUCAGCUGACUUCUGAGUGGUAGACAGUCUCGUCAGCGACGAGCUCGAUCUACCAAGUCUUAAGUGUCCUUGUUGAAGGAUAUGUUGGUUUAGAUGUUUGGAGAAGCACAUAUCCGUAUUGUGUGCUGUUCGUUUUCAGAUUGACAGAAUGGAACAGCAAAAAUCAGCUUUGGUUCCAUUAUAAGCCUAAUGUGUGAGUAACUGAAGGAUCUGGCUGCAAAUCAACCCGUUAUCCUUCGGUCUUAUUACCUAUUGACCUUGACAAUUCAUGUAGAAUUUUAGAUUCCCAUUUUGAAGCAAGCCUGUUUCCGCUUGCAGUGACUUAAUUGGUUUCCUUUCUAAUAUCUUUUAAAAUGAAUACUCAAUUUUUGACAAAGUGGUGCGCUCUUUUAGCAUUUGUUUUGAGCAAUAAAAACUUGUUGUGUUGUUCUGCAUUCAAAAAUUUAAUAAUGUUACUUUUUACAGAUCACUUUAAUUUUUGUUAUCUGUGAAAUUUGUCGUUACUUUUAAUGAAACAAUAUGGUUGUGCGUAACUUGUUAAUUUGGUUGUAAUGAAGUAUGUCAUUUUGUCUCGCCAAGGAGGUAGUCCCUUUGAUUUUAUUGGUGAUCAAUGCCAUAUUUGCCCCAAUCAAUUUUCAGUGAGGGCUUUUGAAUUAACGAGGAAAGAAAAUACAAGGAGAUACUGUUCAAAGUUUACCUUGCCUCCUUUCUAACACAAGAUUUGCUCCCUAUUAGUUUCUCAAACUUCGACAGAGGAUGUGCAUCGAGUAUUAUUUCAACAUUUGUUAUUUUCCAAAAUUCAAAUUAAUUUUGUGUUCAUGAUAAGAAAAGUAUCCGUAAAUCAGAUCUCAAUUGAAGACCUUGUUGUGUUGAUGAUUUUAUCACAGUUUCAUGAAAGUGUAAUGUCUUGGCUACAUUCUUAUUCUGUCAUAGUAUUUUAAAACCAUUGUUUACGUUCUUCAGUUUUGCUUGGAACUUAAUUUAGCAGCUCUGUUAGAGCUGUUAGAACAGGGUAGUCUUGCUUGAAUGCUGUUAAUUAAAUUGAUAUGGUCUCAAGUAAAUUUGAGGCUGAAAUAGUUUUAGUUGAUGCUUAGACAUCAUCUCAUCUCUCAUACAGUCAAUUCAAACUGCAUCAAAGUAUUUUAAAUGAGAAAUUUUCUCCAGAAAAGAUCACUAUCUAAUUUCUGGUGAGUUAAAGUUUUAUGAGAACCACCAAAUCAAUCCUUUUUGUGGAAAUUAUCUAAAUUGGCAAUGUUCUAGAUUCUGUAUCGUUACAUUUGGAGUGCUUAGCAAUAUUUGGAGUAAAUUUGUAUUAUGAUUGUUUUAUGUCUAUAAAAGAACCUCUGUAAAUGCAAAUUCUGAACCUAAUUUCUUGGCAGUAGCAGUCUUAUUUUGACUUUAUUUAAGAUAUUCCUAGGAACCUGGCAGUAUUCUUGUACAAAAGUCUAGUUAUUUUUAUAGAACAUUGUAUAUUUAUACUGUAGAUAGUUUUUGUAUGCCUUCUUUGUUCUUUUUUUGCCCUUAUUUAAUUGUUUAUUAUGCAAAAGUAAUUGUGUGAAUCAUUUCCAUGAGCAUUCUUUUACAUAGCUCAACUCAGUUAUAUCCCCUGUUGAAUUGGAUUUACUGAAGUGAGGUCAUGUUUUGUGUAAAACCUUCUGUUCUCUUGAAGUUAGAUUUUUGUGGAGUGUUCAUUCCUUUUAGAAAUCUUUGGUAGUGAAGUUGACCAAGCCAAGCAUAUUUUUAUGUUUCAUAGUUAGAGUGACUUCCACAAUCUGUUUAUAUGUAUGUGUGAUUGUGUUUCUUCCAACACUGUGAUAUUUAUUCUGUCAGUGUAUCUUUGUCCUGUGUUUUAGCCUAGGUUCUGGAGUAAAUUUCAUGUAUUUUCUUUCUUAUUUUUGCAUUUAAGUGUGAUAUACAUCUUGAGCAAAGGCACUUAUUUACAACUGUUGUUGCACGAAUCUCCUCCAACCUUUUUUAAAAGUGCAGACCAACGUUGGUCAAAGUGUGAUUAUGAAGCUCUUUGAUGUCUUUUUCUUUCCGAUUUGAGUUUGAAAAAAAGGAAAUCAAAGAAAUUUGAUUGUUAUUUUUCUGAAGGGAGCCGUUCUAAACAGCAGCCCUUCUAGUUGUCUUGGUGAUGAAUUGACUUUAUUUUGCAAUUAAUAGUGUUUUCUCAUCACUUUUAUUACUGCCAUCAGGACAUCAGUAGGCACAGAAAAUAGUUACACUAUUAUAUGUUGAAAAAGUUUGUUAAAUUUACAGUUGCUGUGACAUGUCUGUGUUCACUACUACGUGGGCCAUGUUUAGCAUUAACUGUGAUAUUUGAAACUUUCUAACAAUCUGGUAAUGAGUUACCAAUGUUGCAUAUGUCUUUUUCUUGUGUCCUUAGUGUUUUAUGGAGUGUAUUUGAUGUACAAUGUGAUGGACCACAUUAAUAAAUAGUGAGCCUUGUC
Molecule: messenger RNA, 4670 nt
Organism: Frankliniella occidentalis (western flower thrips)
Lineage: Eukaryota; Metazoa; Arthropoda; Insecta; Thysanoptera; Thripidae
Gene: Ip6k
Exons: 7
Coding region: 78-2054 (658 amino acids)
Biological process (GO): inositol phosphate biosynthetic process; phosphatidylinositol phosphate biosynthetic process
Cellular component (GO): nucleus; cytoplasm
Molecular function (GO): inositol hexakisphosphate kinase activity
Source: RefSeq, a predicted model, not a curated record